Coffea eugenioides is the source of this 927-nucleotide messenger RNA. RefSeq names its product agamous-like MADS-box protein AGL23. The record is from RefSeq and is a predicted model, not a curated record. The transcript has 2 exons. Lineage: Eukaryota; Viridiplantae; Streptophyta; Magnoliopsida; Gentianales; Rubiaceae. Bases 1 to 927 code for a protein of 308 amino acids. Gene Ontology annotation, molecular function: RNA polymerase II cis-regulatory region sequence-specific DNA binding; DNA-binding transcription factor activity, RNA polymerase II-specific; protein dimerization activity. Gene Ontology annotation, biological process: regulation of transcription by RNA polymerase II.
AUGGAAGAGACAGUGAUAGUGGUGAAGAAAAGAUUGCGAUCCAAAAAAUUCAGAAGAAAACCAAAUUGCAAAUCACGUUUUCGAAGCGCCCGCAGGGGUUUGUUCAAGAAGGCUGCUGAACUAAGUGUUUUAUGUAGUGCAGAUGUUGUCGUUCUUGUUCAAUCUCCAGCAGGCAAAGUCUUUGCAACCGGUGGCCAUGCCUCAGUCGACUCCAUCAUUGAUCGGUAUGUUGCAGCCUUGCAGGGAAAGCAUCAAGAAGAGGAGGAGGAGAAGAAAUAUUUGGAUAUUAUGAAAGAGAUUGAGAUUGAAAAGGCGAAAGGGAAGCUUUUAAUGCAGCACAAGGAUGAUAAUUCAAAAGGGUUUUGGUGGGAUCUGCCUGUUGAUAAUCUUGAACUGGAUGAACUAGUUGAACAUAUGGAUGCUAUGGAGAUUUUGAGGCAGAAUGUUUUGACUAGAGCCGAAGCGAUGGCUGCUAACAAUAAUGUUGUUGACAAUAAUGCCAUUCCUGCUGUUGUUGCUAACGAUAAUCCUGGUGACAAUAAUGCUGCUAACAACAAUGUUGCUACUAAUAACAAUGCUGAUUUUUCAUCAAGUGUAUUGAUUCCUAAUGUUUCUCUUGAUAACUUUGGUGGGCGUCCAGUUAUUCUUUGUGAGUCUGAUAAUGAGGACAAAGUUGAUGGCACUGAUGAUCCCUUCAUGCUUGAGAAUCUUAACUUCGAAACUAAUAGCCAUCAGCUUUUAAUAUCAGGAAAUCCUAAACUUGAAGCUGAUGAUGAGCUCUUCAUGUUCGACAAUCCUAACUCCCUGAUUGAUAACAAUCAGCUCUCAAUGUUAGCAAUACCUAAGCUAGAAAUUGAUGUUGAUGAGCCCUUAAUGCUAGAGAAUCCUAAAUCCCCAAUUACUAUUGAUCAGCUCUUGAUGUUAUAG